AAGCGGCACCACCACUCACCACCACCGGCAUUGGCAUGACGACGCUUCGGGCCUUCACGUGCGAUGAUCUCUUCUGCUUCAACAACAUCAACCUGGACCCGCUGACGGAGACCUACGGGAUCCCGUUCUACCUGCAGUACCUGGCGCACUGGCCUGAGUACUUCAUUGUCGCCGAGGCGCCCGGCGGCGAGCUGAUGGGUUACAUAAUGGGUAAAGCAGAAGGCUCUGUGGCUAGGGAAGAAUGGCAUGGACAUGUUACUGCUCUCUCUGUUGCACCAGAAUUUCGACGGCUGGGUUUGGCUGCUAAACUGAUGGAACUUCUGGAAGAAAUUUCAGAAAAAAAGGGUGGCUUUUUCGUCGAUCUUUUUGUGAGGGUAUCAAACCAGGUUGCAGUAAAUAUGUAUAAGCAGCUAGGCUACAGUGUGUACCGAACAGUACUUGAGUACUACUCUGCUAGCAGUGGAGAGCCAGAUGAAGAUGCUUAUGAUAUGAGAAAAGCUCUUUCCAGAGAUGCAGAGAAGAAAUCAAUUAUACCUCUACCUCAUCCAGUGAGACCAGAAGAUAUUGAAUAACUGUAAGCUGUAGUCCUUGGGCAGCUGAAGAGUGUCAGGUUCCUUCUAUAUCCCUGGCCCCCAAGAACUGAUGGAUGAGCGAUCUUAAAUCUCAAUGUUUUUCCUCAUAAAAUACCAAAAAACAACAUUGAGAAGCUUACUAGUGCAGCUCUGUUGGUAAUGGCUGCGUACUCCUGCACUUACCCCACUAUUUUUCCUUUCAAAUACUGGAAAUUCAGAGACUAUUAAAAUGGAAUUACCUCA
Molecule: messenger RNA, 815 nt
Organism: Neopsephotus bourkii (Bourke's parrot)
Lineage: Eukaryota; Metazoa; Chordata; Aves; Psittaciformes; Psittacidae
Gene: NAA20
Product: N-alpha-acetyltransferase 20, NatB catalytic subunit
Exons: 6
Coding region: 36-572 (178 amino acids)
Biological process (GO): N-terminal peptidyl-methionine acetylation
Cellular component (GO): NatB complex
Molecular function (GO): protein-N-terminal amino-acid acetyltransferase activity
Source: RefSeq, a predicted model, not a curated record